Molecule: messenger RNA, 621 nt
Organism: Colletotrichum navitas
Lineage: Eukaryota; Fungi; Ascomycota; Sordariomycetes; Glomerellales; Glomerellaceae
Product: Ctr copper transporter family-domain-containing protein
Exons: 4
Coding region: 1-621 (206 amino acids)
Biological process (GO): copper ion transmembrane transport
Cellular component (GO): plasma membrane
Molecular function (GO): copper ion transmembrane transporter activity
Source: RefSeq, a predicted model, not a curated record
AUGGACCACUCCCACAUGGAUCACUCCCACAUGGACCACUCCGCCAUGGAUCACGGCAACAUGGGCGGAAACGGCAUGGGCGGCGGCAUGGGCGACCGGUGCAGCAUGAACACCCUCACAGAGCUUCGGGAGCUUCCCUCUCCCCGGGGGCUACCCAUCCCGUUCCGUCUCCCUCGCUGCCCGCUUCCCCGAACAUCGAGAACACCGGCUAACCCCGAUCCCUCUCUCCAGAUGCUCUUCACCUGGGAUACCAAGAACCUUUGCAUCGUCUUCCGUCAGUGGCACGUCCGCUCUACGUCCGGCCUCGUCAUUUCCCUCCUCCUUGUCGUUGCCCUCGCCGCCGGCUACGAGGCUCUCCGCGCCGCCUCCCGCCGCUACGAGAACUCCGUGAACAAGCGCAUCGAAUCCCUCCCCAGACGCGAACAGGCCGAGGCCAGCAAGAGCGCUCACCUCCUCAAGGCUGCCCUCUACGCCGCACAAAACUUCUACGCCUUCAUGCUCAUGCUCGUCUUCAUGACAUACAACGGCUGGGUCAUGGUCGCCGUUGCGGUCGGCGCGUUUGUGGGCUACGCCUUGUUCGGAAGCACGACCUCGUCGACAAAAGACAACGCCUGUCAUUGA